Gasterosteus aculeatus aculeatus (three-spined stickleback) is the source of this 2919-nucleotide messenger RNA. RefSeq names its product growth/differentiation factor 8. NCBI's taxonomy places the organism in Eukaryota, Metazoa, Chordata, Actinopteri, Perciformes, Gasterosteidae. Gene Ontology annotation, cellular component: extracellular region. Gene Ontology annotation, molecular function: cytokine activity; growth factor activity. The record is from RefSeq and is a predicted model, not a curated record.
UUCAUAACACGAGCACAAGGUUCUCUGCCGUUGACCUUGGUCGACCUUUGAGCUGAACACACAUCUCGUCCCUCAUCCUCGGGUCGGUCACUUUAAUAACAUCACACAUGCCGAAGGACAAGGACACAUUUCUCACUGUGUGGUCGAGAAAGUUACUUUUUAUUUACCGAAUAACGCUGAGCAUCAAACAUCUCACACCAGGUCGGCUGCAACAUUGGACAACGAGCCCAAACUCUGAGAGGAUAACGAGACGUUGGAGACGCUGGUCUUAGUUUUCACGUGUAAGGCCACUCGGUGUCGUGGAUCUGCUCCUCAGCAGAGCCGCAGCCACCACGUCCUCCGACAGCUUCUGGGCAAAAUCCAGCACCUGCUGGGUGGCCGGAGGAAGGUCCGGAGGACAUCCGACCGCUGGUGUCUCCUCUGGACAUCCAGUGUCCUUCUGGUCCCUUAAAAAGACUUGUGUCUCUCCGUGCUGGUGUUUGUCCACGGCAGCGUCCUCCUGUCGGUCCCGGCAGCGUACGGACUCGGUACAUCCCAUCUCAGCGUCGGAUCUCCUCCAUCGCCGCAGGGAGAAGGACCCUCCAGAAUAAAAGACCACGUCCUCCAAGAAGUGUUUUCCCCAAAACAAGCCCCCCCUCAGCCGCGGGUCUCUGUUUAACAACCAACAAGUGUGUAAAAGGUCACCUCGCCCAGUAAAUAAUAAACUAUAAAGCACAUAAACAGCCUGCACGCUUCUGCUUUCUGCUGAAUUUCAACUUAACAACGAUAGCCGAACUUUUCUUUACGAAAAGAUGAUUAUAGAUCUGACAAGAAGAAGAAUACGAUUGUUUCCAAGAGUCCAAAAGCUGCAAAGGUCCCGUGUUGAAUAUAAUUGUAUGAAUGAGUUGUUGCAGGGUUGUUGAUCCGGGUUUGUGCAGCAGGUGCACAGCUCCAUCCAGCGUGGAGCUGAACCACUUAAUCAUUUAUACAAGUUUAAAGUUUGAUUUUUUAUUUCUUGCUUUGAACUUUUUACAUGUUACGGACGCUCUUGUCCAUAUUUUUCUCUUGUUGGACGACUUUACAAAUUCAGAAUUCCAGGACCGAACAUCUAAUGAGUUGAGGCUGACUGCUGAUUCAAAUAGAUUAAAUCUAUUUUAAAUGAUUAUAACAAGAUCAGCAAUAACAUCUCCUGCUGGAAAGCGGCAUCUUUGAAUAAGUGAUUAAUAAAACUGCAUCAGUCAAAUAGACGUCUUCACUCCGGCUCCAUCACUCGAACACGACAAGUCCUGCUACCUCUUUAAAUCUGCCUUCUGAUCACACAAGGAUCCUCCUAGCAGCCAAUCACAAGGUCCGAGGCCCGAGGACGGACUCAUAUCAGACAGCGACACUGCACCGACCUCCUCUUCUUCAGGAUGCUCCUCUUCCUCUGGCUGGUCGUCUUCUCGGCGGACCUCUCCGUGGAGGCGAACCGGACCUCUGAGGCGCCGGCGGAGAGCGCGGAGCAGUGCUCUGCCUGCGACCUCCGGGAGCACAGCAAGCAGAUGAGGCUCCACGGCGUCAAGUCCCAGAUCCUCAGCAUCCUGCGGCUGGAGCAGGCGCCCAACAUCAGCCGGGACACGAUCCGCCAGCUGCUCCCCAAAGCGCCUCCUCUCACGCAGCUGCUGGAGCAGUACGACCCGCGGGUGGAGGAGGAGGAGGAGGAGGCGCACGCCACCACAGAGACCAUCAUCACCAUGGCCACCAAGCCUGAUCCCGUGGCCCAGGCCGAGUGGUCCUCCUGCUGCCUCUUCAGCCUCAGCCCCAAGAUCCAGCCCGAGAACAUCCUGCGCGCUCAGCUGUGGGUUCACCUGCGAGCGGCCGACGUGGUCACCGCCGUCUCCCUGCAGAUCUCACGCCUCCAGGCGGGGAAGGGGGGCAACAGCACCCGGGUCAGCGUCCCCCCCCGGAAGGUCGGCGCCGGCUCCUGGCAGAGCGUGGACAUCGAGUCUCUGCUGCAGGCGUGGCUGCGUCAACCGGAGGCCAACUACGGGAUCGAGAUCAACGGCUACGCCGACGACGGCGAAGACCUGGCGGUGACCUCGGCCAGGCCCGGGGAGGCCGGACUGGAACCCUUCAUCGAGGUGAAGAUCCUCGACGUUCCCAAAAGGUCCCGCCGGGACGCGGGUCUCAACUGCGACGAGGAGUCCGCGGAGACCCGCUGCUGCCGCUACCCGCUCACCGUGGACUUCGAGGAGUUCGGCUGGGACUGGAUCAUCGCCCCCAAGCGCUACCGGGCCAACUACUGCUCCGGGGAGUGCGAGUUCACGCACCGGCAGCAGUACCCGCACGCGCACCUGGUGAACAAGGCCAGCCCGCGAGGCCCGGCGGGGCCCUGCUGCACGCCCACCAAGAUGUCGCCCAUCAACAUGCUCUACUUCAACCGCAAGGAGCAGAUCAUCUACGGGAAGAUCCCGUCCAUGGUGGUCGACCACUGCGGCUGCUCCUGAGCCCCCCGGGAGGCCUCGCUUCGACCCGUUCCCUUUUAUCAAUGAGAUGAGCUUCGUCGCAGCAACGUCCCGUCUAUGAAAGAGACGUCCAAAGUGUUCUAAUUUAAUCUGUGCUUUCAUCCAAUAGCAAAGAUCGAGAUCGCACCAGACCAAACAUUACAGAAACAAGAGAACAGAGAUCCCAGAGAUCCAGAGUCUCUUGUGACAACGUGUCCUGAGAUGAGCUUUGACCAAAGCGAACCCAGCAGGAAGUCUUCCCCCUCCCGCCUUUAUUAUGAAAAACAUGAACCGCCUGACUCGGCCUUCUCUGUCCCGAAGCGUGUUUGUAAAGUCCUCGCUGUGAUCUGUCCUUUAGACCAGUGGUCCCCAACCUUUUUUACCUCACGGACCGUUUUCCAUGUCAGACAAUAUUUCGCGGACCGGUCGAGAAGGUCCGACUGGGAGGGGGGGCAGC